Pectinophora gossypiella (pink bollworm) is the source of this 1637-nucleotide messenger RNA. It is a transcript of the gene SelR, whose product is annotated as methionine-R-sulfoxide reductase B1. Lineage: Eukaryota; Metazoa; Arthropoda; Insecta; Lepidoptera; Gelechiidae. Gene Ontology annotation, molecular function: peptide-methionine (R)-S-oxide reductase activity. The coding region runs from base 118 to 666 and encodes 182 amino acids. The record is from RefSeq and is a predicted model, not a curated record. Gene Ontology annotation, biological process: protein repair; response to oxidative stress. Gene Ontology annotation, cellular component: cytoplasm. The transcript has 4 exons.
ACUGGAGAAUUUGAUAGCGUCGACUUUUUUCCUGUUUCCUAUCUUAUCUUACGUCAGUAUUAUUAGAAACCCAUCCAGUUGUGUAACCUCGUGUUUACAAAUCGGGCAAUGUGAGUUAUGCGUGCUCUAUUCAGGCCGCUCGUUGCGUUUCGGAAGGUACUGCAGCCGAACGCGACUGUUCAGUUUAGGCACCCGUUUACAACAGGUAGGACGCCUGCACUAGUGUGGAGAGCAAUGGAAGAUAAAGAAGCUUUGAAGAAAAAGUUGACGCCGUUGCAAUAUCAUGUUACUCAAGAAGCCGGUACUGAACGACCCUUUACAGGAUGUUAUAAUAAGUUUUAUGAAGAAGGGCUGUAUGUAUGUGUUGUGUGUAGACAACCAUUAUUCAGUUCAAAAACAAAGUAUGACUCGGGCUGUGGUUGGCCUGCAUUCAAUGAUGUGCUAGCCAAGGAGAAGGUCACUCUACACCAGGAUACUAGUGCAGUUGGAGCAAAUAUAUUACUGGUUUUAACACGGCCAGGUUUGGUGCGAACUGAGGUGCGAUGCUCCAAGUGCACGGCUCACCUCGGACAUGUGUUCGAUGACGGGCCGGCGCCCACCAAGAAACGUUUUUGCAUUAAUUCCGCGUCGAUGGACUUCAUACCGGCAGAAGAAAGGAAUGACUAACGGGUCUCUGUAAUAAACUUUGUUGUCGACUAGUUUAAGUGCAAAAAUCUAAUUAAUUGAGGGGAUUACAUGAGAAUUGGAUGUGGUAGCUGCAAAUGGAGUAUUAAAGGAGUUGUGAAUUCAUAAAUGAAUAAAUAGUAAUUUGUCGGAGAGUCUAACAAAAAUUUUGAUUUUCUUGUAUUUUUAUCAGCUAUAUUAUAUUAACGACUAAGGCAGAUGUGGCUGUGUAUCCAUAAUCAGAAAUUAAGUGUGUAUCUGAAUGGCGGGUGUAAUGUUACGACUCAGUAUGAAAUAACAAUGGGUCUAAUCUUCACCUUAAAAAUUGCUAGACAACGUGAGCCGCGAACCAGAGGUCUUGAUGUUUUUGUUUCAAAAUUACUCAUUAUCCAUUUCUUAGAUUAAAGUUCUGUUUGUGGAGCUAAGUAUAAUAACUACGGUAGUGUAUCCAAAUGUAAACAAUUCGUACUUCGUUGUCUUAGUUCAGAAACAGAAAUUCACCUGGGGUUCUUACGUCGUUGGCGGUUUAUGCUGAUUCAUAAUAUUACAUUCUCCAUUCUGAUCUAAAUUAAUCUUUGCUGAUACAGCCUAGACUGUUUGCAUACAAUUAAUUAUAAAUUUUGGCAUAAGCAGUAUUGUUUCAGAACUUUCAAGAUACCUAUAGAAAAGAAAAAAUUAAAUUAACUUAAUCUCAUAAUUAUGUGAGUAGUUCUUCUAAUAAUGUUACUGUUCAUGUGGCCUUAAUAACAAGAUAGCUUGUGUAGAAGCGUUUGCAUUUUUAUGUAUAAUUAACUAGAGUAAAUAACGCUAGCUAGACUUAACUUACAGUUACCAAACCGAGUCAUUGUUGUUUAUUUUUAAUUUGUUUAAUUUAUUUAAAUUGUAAUAUUUUUUGUAAUAGUCAACACAUGCAGUACAAACAUUGUAAGUUUGAACAUCUUGUAGCUUGAUAUUAAAUAUAAAUAUUUUGUGUA